Penicillium pulvis is the source of this 1413-nucleotide messenger RNA. Its product is annotated as DUF3712 domain-containing protein. The record is from RefSeq and is a predicted model, not a curated record. The transcript has 3 exons. The coding region runs from base 1 to 1413 and encodes 470 amino acids. Gene Ontology annotation, cellular component: fungal-type vacuole membrane. NCBI's taxonomy places the organism in Eukaryota, Fungi, Ascomycota, Eurotiomycetes, Eurotiales, Aspergillaceae.
AUGGGAAAGACAAUUGACGACCGGCCAGCCUACUUGAGCUCCGAUGACGCCAAAUACUCCCUUGGUGUUCAUCGUGGGCCACUGGCCACCGCGGUCGACGACCCUAAGCUGGAGAAAGUCGAGACGGCCGGUGGCCUCUCGCUGGCUACCACUCAAACGCGAAAAGCAAAGUUCGCGCGCCAUUGGAAGCGAUUCUGGUGCUGCUACCUGAUUGGAAAUGUCAUUUUCCUGGCUAUUUUCUUACCGGUCUUCUUCCUGGUCGCUAUUCCAGCCAUCUCACAGCUUGUCGUUGACAAGUCGGACUUGGUACUGGUCAGUGCGGCCGUUAUGCAGCCUCAGCCGAACACCAUGCAGCUUACUUUGCUAUCGGCGCUGGAUUUGAAAAUCGCGCUGCCCGUUCGGAUUGACCCUAUUACUUUGAAUUUGUUUGUUCGCGAUAAUGGCGCAGCCAAUCCUUGGGGUCAGGCCAACUUGACCGGCAUGACCAUUCGUGGAAAUUCCACAUUGGGUGUGACUGACAAGUAUACACCGAUCCUGAAUUCGACUACCUGGACCGAUUAUGUUCGAGACGUUGUUUUCCAAAAGGAGACUGCACUGUCAGUCAAGGGCACGACCGAUUCAUUUCUGGGCGUGUUGAAGUCGAAGGUUACCAUGAACAAGGAUGUGGUAUCUCCGACACUUGACAAAUUCGCUGGCUUCAGCAUCACCGAUACCUCGCUUGUUCCCACCCGCAGCGAUGGCACUAAUCUCGUUGGAAACGUCACCCUGCCAAAUCCAUCCAUCUUGACUCUUGAGAUUGGCACCAUCGUACUCGACGUCAAGAGCGGCGAUUUGCUGAUCGGUAAUGCGACUGUCGAGAAUUUAACCCUCAAACCCGGAAACCAUGCGAACCCCAUGACCGGCAUUCUGGAUCUCGGGGUCAUCCUCAAGAACAUCGGAACCGUCCUGAAGGAUCAGGCCUCAUCCAUAAAAAAUGGCAGCCUCAGUCUCACUUCUACCACCCGUGAGGUAACCUACAAUGGUACUCGCGUCCCAUACUACUCUGAGGUCAUGUCCGAACUCCCUCUCACAGCGGACGUUUCCAUCGGUGCUACCUUGAAAAACACUAUCAAAAGCUUCCUCGGUAGUGGCUCCGGCAUGAACCUCACCGAGAUCAUCGCCAACCUCAAGAACCAUACCUCCACUACGAGCGGUAGUGACCUCCUCGCAGACCUGAAGGAAGGCCUCCAGUCCCUCGAAAGCAGGGACUUCGUUGCCGACGAGGAAAUUGACGAUGGCGCAGACACCGCCAAAUCCCUCGCCAAGGCUUUGAAGCGGAAUAUCCACGUCCGCGAUAUUUUCCAAGAUGAACAUUCCAUCAAGCGCGACGCGAUGAUCGACUCGUUAGUCGGAUGGCUUGGUAAUCAACAGUGA